GUACUUUUGUGUUUACACAGUGAGGAGAGUGGACUAGAGUAUAGCUACUCUUUUGCGACAACACAUACGCACGCAUAUACGUUCAUAUCGCUGAGAAUACGGAUAUUGAUCAUCGUAGUUUAAAUCAGGCGAAGCUAUCUAUCAGCUUUGCUAAGUAAGAUGGCAGACAAGGAAAACAUGGCCUCUGUCGGGAAUUCCGGUGUACCCCUCGAGACACCUAGUCAAGAAUGUACCAUCAACACCGGCCCAAUGGAAGUAGAUAGCGAAGUGCCUGAGAAUCAACCCGUAUCUGAUGCAACAGACAAUUCUGAUGUGAAGGAGGGAAGUGCAAGCUUGGCUGCAGCAGAUAAUAAUACUAAGCAAGAAAAUCACAGGGAUACAACAGAGGUACCCUCUAUCAAAAAGGAAAGUGCUGCAGAUGCUACCAUAGUUGAUGAUAGUAGUAGUGAGAAAAAUAGUGCGUCUGAUGUUGUGGGUGCUAAUAAAGAUGGUGGUGAUAAUCAAAAAUCUGACACUCAGACGCGCAGCGCUGAAGGAAAGGAACCGGUGUCAACUGUUGAAUGCAAAACCGAGGAGCAGAGAGAUGAAACUUCCAUGGAUGUUGAUUCCGACGAAGUUGACGAUAGCACGAAGCCGAAUGCGUCACAACCAUCGAACACCAAUGGAGAAAUAAAGAACGAACCACUGCCCCCGCCCACCCCAACAAAUACCAGCACCGGUACAGCCAAGAGUACGCCUGCACCCACACCGACGCCCGCGAAACAAUCGAACGCAUUUAGCGCCAACACACCCAGAACAAGUACUGGCAAUGUUAGUGCAAGCAGGACGAUCAAGUCCGAAAUAGGCUCACACAAGAAGGUGGAGGCCACGAGGAAAGCCUCUGCUGCCACCCCUACGCCGAUGAAGCGCAAGCAGGAGGGGGGCGAGCUGGCGGAAUUCGAAGCACUUCUGAAGCAGUACUACUCGCGAUUCUUCCCUUACAAAGAUUACUAUAAGUGGCUUGCGUAUGGUGACCUAAGCACUGGCAGGUAUCUAGGUCAGCGAGAAUUUUCGUUCACUCUUAAGGACGAUAUAUAUAUUCGUUAUCAAUCCUUUGACAGUAUGAAAGAUCUCAUGCUCGCUGUUCAGAGCCGGAAUCCGUACAAGAUUGAUAUAGGAGCUGUGUACAACGCAAAGCCAAAAGAUCACAAGACAGUGAAGAGUGGUCAUUUCAAGCCAAGCGAGAAGGAACUGGUAUUCGAUAUAGAUAUGACGGACUAUGACGACAUCCGUACGUGCUGUAGUGGUGCAGCGAUUUGCCCCCUGUGUUGGCCAUUCAUGUCGGCAGCCAUUGCCGUCAUGGACGUUGCGCUGGAGGAAGACUUUGGGUUCAAGCACAAGCUGUGGAUAUACUCUGGACGUCGUGGUGUGCAUUGUUGGGUGUGUGACAAGGAGGCUAGGAAUAUGGACAAUGAAGAGAGAGGUGCUGUGACCGAGUAUCUGACCGUCAUCAAGGGUGGUGACAAACAGGCGCAGAAGGUUAAGAUUACGAACCCUCCGCAUCCUAGUCUCAGCAGGGCUUUGAAUGUGCUCAGUAGGUACUUCAAAAAGGUCGCUUUGAAGAACCAGAAGUUGCUGCAAUAUAUUGACACGGCGAAGGCCAUACUAGCUCUAGUUGCCGAUGAGAGCAUCCGUUCUGAACUUCUUGCGGCAUGGAAGGAGGAAGGCAUGUUUGGGUGUGGCUUGGACCAGCCAGAUGAGAACCCGCCAACAGACACUUCGGAUAGUACUUAUCCUGCAUACAGUGGGACCGUGUCUCUGGAAAGAUGGAAGCAACUCGAAGCCAGAAUUGAAUUCGCCAUUGCAAAGAAUCCCAGGAACUAUCAACUCAAAACAUCGCGGGAUGAGAUCAUCCUUCAACAUAUCUACCCAAGACUCGAUGUGAAUGUUAGUAAAGGCAUCAAUCAUUUGCUGAAGUCUCCAUUUUGCGUUCAUCCCAAGACAGGUCGCGUCUGUGUACCCAUCGACGUCAACAAUCUGGACACCUUCAAUCCCUUCAAAGUGCCCACGAUCAGUGAUCUAAUUAGGGAUUUAGAUGAAUGGCACGCCAAUAAUGUGGGGGCUGAAGACCCUAUGGAUGAGGAUGUGGACGAUUUUAUCAAACAGGAGGCAGGUGCUGCAAGCUUUAGCAGUUCAAAUAACAAGGAGGGUCGCGUCCCCACGGACUUCCAGAAGACAUCACUGAUGCGGUAUAUGGUGCCUUUCCAGAGGUUUUUGAAGGGAAUGUCCAAAGAGCUGUCCAAGGAGAGAGAAGCUCGGCAAGUAGCGGAGGCACAGUCCGGUCAGUACUAACGAGUCCUGUAUUAUAUAGAGUAUUGAAUGCAAUAAAUAGAGCUUCUCGCGGAAUUG
This is a messenger RNA of Sphaeroforma arctica JP610, 2388 nucleotides long. RefSeq lists its product as hypothetical. The coding region runs from base 160 to 2331 and encodes 723 amino acids. NCBI's taxonomy places the organism in Eukaryota, Ichthyosporea, Ichthyophonida. Gene Ontology annotation, biological process: DNA replication, synthesis of primer. The record is from RefSeq and is a predicted model, not a curated record. Gene Ontology annotation, cellular component: alpha DNA polymerase:primase complex. The transcript is spliced from 10 exons.